Messenger RNA from Telopea speciosissima, 576 nucleotides. RefSeq names its product lachrymatory-factor synthase-like. The record is from RefSeq and is a predicted model, not a curated record. NCBI's taxonomy places the organism in Eukaryota, Viridiplantae, Streptophyta, Magnoliopsida, Proteales, Proteaceae. The transcript has a single exon. The coding region runs from base 12 to 524 and encodes 170 amino acids.
CCCUGUUUCCAAUGGGAGAUGAAGAGCAGUCGCAGGAAGCAAAGCCAAAGUGGGAAGGCAAGGUAAGUGCAGGGUUAAAGGGGCCAACAGCAGAACAAGUAUGGCCACUCUUAGAGGACUUCUUUAACCUCCACAAAGUCUUCCCAAGCCUCACCAUUUGCUACGGAAUCGAAGGCGUCUCUGGACAACCAGGCUGCAUUCGUUACUGUGCGGGCUUUUCUAUCCCAUCCACUGGCCACAACGGCAACAGUGCUGUCACUCACAGUUGGUCCAAGGAGAAGUUAGUGGCCAUCGAUCCAUCAAAACGGACAAUGAGCUACGAGAUGGUCGACAGCAACAUCGGGUUCAACUCGUACGUGUCGACGAUCAGAGUCUUGCCUGGGAAUGAAGAAAAUGGUUCUACAAAAAUCGAGUGGUCGUUCGUUCUUGAUCCAGUGGAAGGAUGGAAACUGGAAGAUCUGAUUUCGAAAUACGAGUUGGGUCUUCAGAGGAUGGCUAAGAAGGUUGAGGAAACUCUUGCAUAAAGCGCACACCAGUUUGAAUAAAGCUUGAGAAUGAAGAAACUCUCUUGUUUGU